Rhododendron vialii is the source of this 1389-nucleotide messenger RNA. Its product is annotated as protein FAR1-RELATED SEQUENCE 5-like. Bases 1 to 1389 code for a protein of 462 amino acids. Lineage: Eukaryota; Viridiplantae; Streptophyta; Magnoliopsida; Ericales; Ericaceae. The record is from RefSeq and is a predicted model, not a curated record. The transcript has 4 exons.
AUGGUAGGUAAUCUCCGUAGCAAUGAUGACGAAAAUGACGAAAAACGGUUGGAUGAAUUAACGAAAGAAGAAGUUUAUCAAAUGACAUUUGACAUGCAUGAGGAUGGAGAAACAUUCUAUAAUGCAUAUACCAAAGUGAACGGCUUUAGUAUUCGGAACUAUAAUAUGCACAAGGACGAUGCUGGUAUCGUGAAGUCAAGAAAUGUCACAUUGGAGAGAAGUUCUGGCAAGUACUUGGUUAAUAACUUUGUGAGUGUCCACAACCAUCCCAUGAUAAGGCCUUGUGGUGUCCCUUUUCUCCGCUCCCACAGGAAGGUUAGUAGUUUUGAUAAAGCCUCGACCAAUACUAUGCAUAAAGUAGGUAUUAAAACAAGUCAUAUAAUGGAUUUCGCAGCGCAACAAUCCGGUGGAUAUGAGUCUGUCGGAUACACGCAAAAAGAUCUUUACAAUCAUUUUACAGCUCAGCGCAAUAUAGAGGUUGCGGACGGUGAUGCAGAAGGUGCCUUAGCCUACUUGUGUGCGAAAGCCGAAAAUGACCCCUUGUUCUAUUUCAAAUAUGACGUGGAUGAGCAAAAUCGGCUAAAUAAUUUAUUUUGGAGAGAUGUAACAUGUAGGACAGAUUAUAUGUGUUUUGGAGAUGUGCUAAUAUUUGAUUCGACUUAUCGGACGAAUGCGUAUCGGAAGCCAUUGGUGUUACUAGUUGGAGUUAAUAGUCACUUUCAAACAACAAUUUUUGGUUGUGCAUUGUUGACUGCUGAGACAGUUGAGACUUAUACAUGGGUAUUGGAAAGAUUUCUUGAUUCCAUGGACCACAAGAAGCCUGUGUCGGUAAUGAUCGAUGGGGAUAAGGCUAUGCGGAAAGCAAUAAAAACUGUGUUACCUGAUGUUAAUCAUCGUUUAUGCAAAUGGCAUCUUAAAAAAAAUGUUGUCAGUAAUGUCCAUGUUCCCGAAUUCUUAGCUCACUUUGAGAAAUGCAUGUCAAUGUCAACUGAAGAAGAGUUUGAAGUUGCAUGGAAGAAUCUUUUGGAUGACUAUAGCCUUCACCAAAACCAGUGGGCGGUAGAUGUUUAUAAAAAGACUUUAUGGGCAGAGGCAUACCUGCGAGCAUUUGAUAGGGCUCUUGCAAAACUUCGUCAUAACAAGGCUAAGGUACAAGUUGAAAGUGUGAAUAGUACUCCGGUUCUUUCUACAUGCAUGAAACGAAUUGAAAAAUAUGUGGCUGAUAUAUAUACUCGAGGCAUAUUUAACAAGUUUCUCAAAGAAAUUAAGAAAGAGCAAUCAUUGUUUAAGGUGGAUAAAGUUGAGAUUUUCGGGUUUACUACUUAUCUCGAUACCAACAGUCAGACGCCACGUGGAGUGUCAACUAUCAGCCGAAUGAUGGCAUCAUGA